Molecule: messenger RNA, 2240 nt
Organism: Dromiciops gliroides (monito del monte)
Lineage: Eukaryota; Metazoa; Chordata; Mammalia; Microbiotheria; Microbiotheriidae
Gene: GFRA3
Product: GDNF family receptor alpha 3
Exons: 8
Coding region: 93-1319 (408 amino acids)
Biological process (GO): nervous system development
Cellular component (GO): external side of plasma membrane; signaling receptor complex
Molecular function (GO): signaling receptor activity
Source: RefSeq, a predicted model, not a curated record
UGGGCAAGGCUGGGCAGGGCUGGGCAGGGCUGGGUGCACCGGGGCUGAGAGGGGAGUGCCUGAGGGGCCAGACACACCGCACCCGUAGCACCAUGCCGCGGGGCGUCCUACGGGUUCUCUUUGCUUUGUUGCUCCUGUCCCUGCUUCCUCUACUCCAAGCGGCAGGAGACCUCUCAACCAUGGAUAGCAUGUCUAUGGGCAGCUGCAUCAAUGCCAAAAAACUGUGCCUGGCUGACUCCACUUGCAGUGGCCCCUUUCUCGACUUGGAAAGCUGCUUUCCUUUCACGGCCUCAGCUCCUCCAAAGCCUGAAAACCAGGAGGGCUGCCUGGAGGCAGCACAACAGCUUCAGAAUAACUCUCUGGGUAGCUGCAGAUGCCAGUGGCGCAUGAAGAAUCAGGUCACCUGCCUGGCUAUCUACUGGACCAUCCAUUCUACUUAUGGUCUUGGUGACUAUGACCUGGGCGGCUCACCAUAUAAGGAAAUUGUGAUCAGCAGACCCUUGAAAUUUAAUCAUCUGGACUUGUUUGAGUCAGGCUCCGUGUCCCAAAGCAGCCCUGAUCUCUGCCUGAAGUCCACCACUCUGUGCACCCUGAAUGACAGAUGUAACAAGUUGCGCCUGGCCUAUGGGGAGGUCUGCUCAGUGGCUCGAUGUCAGCCCCUAAAGUGUCAGCAGGAGCUCCGUGUCUUCUUUGAGCAGGUAGCAGAGCACUAUGCCCAAGCACUUCUAUUCUGCCCUUGUGAUGAUGGAGAUGAUGUCUGUGGGGCACGAAGGCGUAACACCAUUGCCCCCAGCUGUGCCUCUCCAACCAGAGAUCCCCCCAACUGCCUGAUGCUUUGGGAGACUUGCCUUCAAGACGUGCUCUGCAGAUCUCGCUUGGCUGAUUUUCAGAUGCACUGUCACACAGACCCUCUGGGGACCUGUAUGGGGAAGCAGCCCCGUCGAUGCCUGAAGGCAUAUAUGGGGUUGAUUGGUACAGUUAUGACUCCCAAUUAUAUCAGCAACCUCAGUGCUGAUGUUGCUGUGAGCUGUUCCUGCCGGGGGAGUGGUAACCAACUAGAAGAAUGCAAGCGUAUACAGGAAUCCUUCUCCAGCAAUCCCUGCCUCACCAAGGCUAUUAAAGCUCAGAUGCAAUUUCACCGCCAACUGCUUUCCAAAAGUUCCUCCACGGCCGUCUCUCAGGACAGCUUUUCCUCCUAUUCUGUGGAUACAGACCAGGUUAACAAUCCGGCAAGAAGACUUCGACCCUGGGUCCCCACCAUCUCCUUGGGUUCCCUCACCUUGGUUCUGCUCCUGCACCCUGUCCUUGGCCACUUGUAAUAGUACUUUGUUUGUGGUCCCUCUUCCCCCUGGCAUAUCACCUCCCAGCCAGAACUGUUUCAAGAGUGCAGUGGGGAGAAGCUGGAGGGGCCAAAAAAGAGACUGUGCCUUGCCUGCCCCAAACUUUCGUGAUCAGUAAUCACUAGAAGAGGCCUGAAAGGAACAAUCUGUCAGAUAACAGGGGGAAGAGGCUAUUGGAUCGACAAAGGUGACUGUUCUCAGGCUGCCCUCUAAGGCUGUCCUUUCCACAGCAGAGAGGGGGUUCUAUGAUCAUUCCUUCAAGGCACAUCCUUACAGAGGUCCUGGGCUCCAGAUGAGGCAAUACCCAUAGGGACGGGAGGGAAGAGAAGAGGGAAUAUUGAGCUUGACAGGAUGGUCUUGAUUGACUGGGGCUCCCUUGAGCUGUCUCUUCCACCCUUGGUCAUCUGUGGGUAGGGGCCAGGGGCUGGAUGAUGGUAUUUCCCUGAUGGCCUGGCAGUGAGAAUUAGCCCAUGACUGACUGACUAAGCCACAUUCUCUCCCUGUUUUUCUCUCCUUUUCUCUAGUCGAUGGCCCUUUCCCCCAGUGGCUAUUCUCCCUACCCCUCUCCGAACUUAGAAUAUUUUUUCAUUCAUUCAUGAAACAAACAUUUAUUAAAUGUGCCCCAUUAGUCCUGCCCUCAAAAAGUUUGCAGCCCAAGAUAAUAAUUUGCCAAUUUUGUGUCUCUCCCCAGGCAGAGUGGGAAAAUCCCUCCCCAGUAGAAAAAAAUCAAAAUAAGAUUCCCACAUCUUGUCUAACUCUUGGUACCUGAUCUGAAUGAGAGAAGAAGAGACAGCCUGGGCUGUCCUGUAGUAGGCACCCAGAUCCUUAGAGAGGAUUUAGGUUCCUAAGAGGGUCCCCCUAUGCCCUGCUCUGAUAUUAUUCCACCCUAAUCCCCUCCCC